UUGUUUUUGCUUGUGCUUGCCAACAACUUAAUCGAUACUCAAAUAUUAAACUAAAUUCUAAAAUUUGCAUGUUUUAAGUAAAAUAACAGUUUAUUUGUAAAUUUGUUUUGAAAUUUGUAUUUCAAUUGUAAACUGACAAUUUCAUUAACUUAUUUAUUUAAAUUUGUAUAAAAUUUUGUAUUUACUUUAAAUUUGUUAUUCCAUACAUUCGCCAAAUGAUUGAAGACCAGCGUAAACGCAUUGAAAAAGCUGUUACCGAAAUGAUACACGAUAUGUAUAAAAGCCACUUGAGAAAAAUGCAAUCCAACAUGCAUUUAUGUGCGGUCAAUUGUUGCGAUGAUCUCGGUCAUCGUCCCACCUUAGAAAAUGUACAAUCGUGUAUAGAGGACUGUGCUGCACCCUUGCUGAGAGCCCAAGACUAUAUACAACAUGAAUUGGGGCUUUUUCAGUCAAAUCUUCAAAAUUGUGUAAUGCAAUGCGACGAUAAUGUUCGUAGCGAUAUACCGAUGAACACACACGAAUCGGAUAUUUCAAAAUAUCGUUAUCAAUAUGAAUGCUGUACAAUGAAAUGUGUAGAUAAAUAUAUUGGUCUGAUACCAAGUAUGAUGCGUUCGAUUAAAACAGUUUUGGCUAACGGGCCUAACGAUAUUAAACAAGCUUGAUUAUAAUAUGAAUGUAAAUAAAAUUAUAGUGUUUGUUGAAAGAUCAUCUAUUCAAAAAUGAAUGAUUAUCUAUUAUCUAUUCAAAAAUUGGAAUUUUUAGAGUGAAAAGAUAAACAACAAAAAAUUAUAGAUAAACUAGCUAUACCCAGUGUGCCUUGCUACCCUAAAAGCAAAAUAAAAAAACACUUAAUAAUUUUGAAGAUUUUUACUGUAAUGUUAGAUUCUAACUGUAAAUGUAGCUGUAGCGGUGUCAGGCGAUCAUUUCGAAACCAUAUCUCAAAGGCUAGAACAAGCACUAAAGAUUAUCAGAUCGUGGAGUGUCGAAUGUGGUCUUAGUGUAAAUCCUAGUAAAACGAAACUUGUGCUGUUCUGCGGUAAAUAAAAUAUUCCUAUAUUUCUUCUUUCGAACCUAAACGGCGAAGUAUUAAAACUCUCGGACAGCGCUAAAUAUCUCUGCGUUAUCCUUGAUAGGAAGUUAUCUUAGAGAACAAACGUACUUUCUAGGACAUAUAAAGUCAUUACGGCACUUGCCUAUGUCAACUGCAGGCAGAUUGAGUGUAACUGGGAAGUGGAAACAA
Molecule: messenger RNA, 1240 nt
Organism: Lucilia cuprina (Australian sheep blowfly)
Lineage: Eukaryota; Metazoa; Arthropoda; Insecta; Diptera; Calliphoridae
Product: protein FAM136A-like
Exons: 2
Coding region: 216-662 (148 amino acids)
Cellular component (GO): cytoplasm
Source: RefSeq, a predicted model, not a curated record